GGGCUUAAACCAAAGAUGUGCGUGUGUGUGUUUCUGUGUGUAAACGUCUGUGGAUGGACCUAAUGGAGACUCAAGGCUGUAGCAGCCUCACAAUAAUGGCUUUAAGUUUACCUGACUGUGUUCAGAAGCUGCUGUUGUUCCAUUAGAGAAAAGAGCACUAGACAAAAAGAAAAAAAGGACAGUGAUGCACUUGAAGUCCACUUUGGAAAACACUGAAAUCUAAAAUCCAAAAGCCAAAUUUAGUCGACUUUAAUUUUCUUUAAGACCCAAAGAGCGACUGGAAAAAUGUAAAUGGAGGACCGAUUAAUUCAACAAAAUUCUGCUUUUAGCUACUAUUAGUGAAGGAAAUACUUUAAAAUAUAACUUCUACUUAGUAUUUGUUUAUUUAAUUCAAAACAAGAUCAAAGAACAGCCAACAUUCAUACAUUAAAAAACACACAAAGAUUUUUAUCUUUUUUCAACUUUUAGGUUCAUUUGUCUUUUUCUACUGAAUUAUAGCAGGAUUGAUUGUGUUUAGAAUCAAUGUGGCUCAGACCCGAAUACUACACUGCAAAAACAAAACAAUAUCACCAAGUAUUUCUAGUUUGUAUAUCUUUUUAUAAUUGUUAUAAGAUUACAUUGACUUUUUUGUAACUUGUUUUAGGAAAAUAUAUCCUCUUGCUGAGUCAUUUAUUUUUGAAAAUAUCUUAUUUUUUGUAACAUUACUAAUGAAAAAAGUUUUUUUUUAACUCUUAAUUUUCCUGUAAUUUUAUCUUAAAAUGUGUAUUUCUAUUCUUAUAUUAAUUAAGCCAGAAAAGGGGAUAGUUUACUAUGAUAUGUGUGUAAAUGUGCUUACUUUAAAGAUAUACACUUUUAUAAAAUAAUUUUAAGACAUAGUAUUUCCAGUAUUUUAUUUCCAGGAUUUUAGUAUUUAUAGUUAAAUUCAAGAAUAAAUUUAGUCUUGAAAUGUCAGAUUAUCACAACUUUUUUUAAAGAAAAUAAAACAAAUUCUCCUAGAUCUAUGGGCUGAUUUUUCAUUUGUUUUUCCCUAUAACAAGGGAAAAGCAUCUUAUAUUCUAAAUUUUUGAACAUCUUUUUAUCUUUUAAUGUUUGUUUUGAUUGACGGAUGGUUCAGUCAGCUUUGGUAAAAUGAGCUCUUUGGCUUUUCAUUGAUUGAAGCAUAGAAUAGCAUUUAAUAGAUUUUCCUUUUUCUGUGUGUUUACCUGCAUGAAAGAAAGCGGUCAAAGCCAACUGCGUCAUUUACUGUCUUUGUGUGUCCUUGAGUCACAGAAUAAAAAGUCGAUUGAUCGGACGGGAGGACGCAACAUCUGGAGGAACGUCUGUUGGAAGGAAGAACAAGAGACCAGUGCAGAAGAAAAAGAAGCCGAUAACAUGGAGGCACAGAAAACGCGUCUUGUGCUGCUUUUGGUUGCCGGAGCGGCGGUGGGUGUGGUCAAAGGAGAACGCCGUCAGUGCUGGGAGCACCUCAGCUGUCAGGAGCUCAACACGGAGAGCAGCGUGAAGGACGGCGUCCAGAUCUGCGAGUCAACCUUGAACAGGAUGCCUCUCCUUCCCGGUGCUCCCCACCACCAACCUUCACCUUCAUCCGAGCCUCUUUCUCUCUUCUCCAUCCCCUCGCCUCAAACCAGACGCUCCUACUCCAUGGAGCAUUUCCGCUGGGGGAAGCCCAUUGGGCGGAAACGCCGGCCUGUCAAAAUCUACGGCGGCAACAGCGUGGAGGAGGAGGAGGAGUCAUCCGAGAUGAGGAGGCGGGAGCUUCCCAGAGAAAGCAAUGGGCUGCAGAACAAGGAGGAGCUGCAGAAGCUUCAGGAAGACGGCCAUGACGACGAUGAUGAUGAUGACGGCACCUAUAAGAUGAAGCACUUCCGCUGGGGGGCCCCCCCGGCCAGCAAGCGCUACGGGGGCUUCAUGAGGAGCUGGGACGAGCACAGCCAGAGGCCGCUCAUCACGCUCCUGAAGACUGUCAUCAACAAGGAGGGAGAGGUGCAGAAGAGGGAGCAGUGAAGGAGAAAGGAUAUAAGAUGUUUUUUUCAAAUAAAAAUAUAUAUAAAUAUCCUCCAACUAAAUAUUUAAACUUCACUUUCUGACAGGAACCAUUCAACCAGGAGCUUUAUACGUUUUUGAUCCUCUGAUGGAUCAUUUAUUGAUUUAUUCUGUCAGUAUAUGUCCCAUUAUUUGUUAUUUUAGAUAAUAAGAUAUAAAUCUUUCAUCACACUAAGGACCUGUUUGUAAAGGCAAACCUGACUUUUUUGAUGAACUUAAAAUCAAACAUUUCUUGGUGAAAACAAGUGUUAAAUAAAUUAUACAACAUCAAAACCUUUAACUGCUCUAAAAUUAGAUUAUAAACAUA
Molecule: messenger RNA, 2350 nt
Organism: Oryzias latipes (Japanese medaka)
Lineage: Eukaryota; Metazoa; Chordata; Actinopteri; Beloniformes; Adrianichthyidae
Product: pro-opiomelanocortin-like
Biological process (GO): neuropeptide signaling pathway
Cellular component (GO): extracellular region
Molecular function (GO): neuropeptide hormone activity
Source: RefSeq, a predicted model, not a curated record